CCGGGGUGCGGUGUGGCAGCUACGCCAGCCCUCAGUGGAGUAAUUUCAUAACCACAAAACAAAGAAGCGGUUAUUUUGUCCCUUCUAAUUAAACCGCAGCUGAAUAUUGACAGAAAAAAAAGGAGGAUGGAAAAACUCAAAAGGGAUAAGAGGCGAUAAUUCAGGCUCAGGAACACCCUGAGGAACCCUGUGACCCAGAUGGGAUCCGGUCCACGCGUUUCUCAUUGCACCCUGUCGGUCAUGUGAUUGCCUGCUGUCUGUGCCCAACCCUGGCCAGCCGCGAGCGAGAGAGGAGAGCAUCCUUCAGCUGGGCUGUUACAGACGGGAUGUGUACCUGUCGAGAUAACUGUCUGCUGCCAAACCAGGCCAAACCUGCUGGUGAAGAAGAGCCCCAUAACGCCAUACAGGCUGCGUUUGGACUUUUGUUCAGGACUCAGUAGGAAGUUUGUGCCAGCAUUUAUUCUGUGAUGGGUACACUUCGGGACCUCCAGUUUGCCCUGCAACUAAAGAUUGAGGAGCUUCGCCAGAGGGACACGCUAAUAGAUGAGCUAGAGCUUGAGCUGGAUACAAAGGAUGAACUCAUCCGGAGACUGCAGGAAGAACUAGACCGCUACAGAACCACUGUCUCCCUCCCAGGAGCCUCUGCAGUCAGUGCAGCUCAAACUGAGGACAGCAGGAGACCUAAAAGGAAGACAGUGAUUUGUGAGCCUCUCACUCUGGACCCAGCGACUCUCGCCUUGGUUUCGCAGAGAAGCUGUGACAAAAGCCACGAGUCCCAGAGGCUGAUCCGGGCAGCAUUUCUGAAAAAUGACUUGUUGAAGAACCUUGAUGAAGGAGAAAUCAGAGCCAUCAUCGCCUGCAUGUAUUCCACCACCAUCAAUCAAGGCUGUUUUGUUAUUCAGGAGGGGACCACUGGGGCUCAGGCUUAUGUUUUAGAAGAAGGCACGCUGGAAAUGAUGAAAGAUGGACUGAAGCUGCUCACCAUUGAACCAGAGGACUUGUUUGGAGAGCUAUCCCUCCUUUACAACUGCACCCACACCUACUCUGUGUCAGCACGAACAAACAGCAAGCUGUGGGUUGUGGACCGCAAGAGCUACCAGACCGUACUCAUGCAGAGUGGUCUCAAGCACCUUUCUCAUUCAGUGGAGCUCCUUAGCAGCCUUCCCUUCCUGGAGUCGCUGCCAGCAGAUGUCCUCAUGAAAAUUUCGGAUCUCAUGGAAGAGAUGCAUUACUCUGACGGUGACUAUAUCAUUCGACAAGGGGCCACAGGAGACACUUUUUAUAUCAUUAGCAAUGGCCAGGUGAAAGUGACAGAAAAGAGGCCAGGGCAGGAAGAACAGGUAGUUCUUUCUAAGCUCUCUGAGAGACAGUGGUUUGGAGAAAAAGCCCUGUGGGGAGAGGACAUUCGGGCUGUGAGUGUGAUAGCUGCUGGAGAAGUUACAUGCUUGGUAAUAGACAGAGAGACCUUUAAGGGCAUUGUCGAUGGGUUGGCACCUGAUUGCGAUCAAGAGGCACAACCAGGCAGUGAACCAGAAGUCGACUCAGGUGUGGAUCCUACCCUCCUGUCUACUUCCGCCUUAAGUGAUUUCCAGAUUAUCUGUGCUUUGGGAGUCGGGGAAUUUGGUCACAUAGACCUGGUGCAACUGAAGAGCAAGAACAAGUGUCCUUUUGCCAUGAGGGUCCUCAAGAAGAAGCUGAUUGUUAGCAGUGGUCAGCAAGAGCACAUCCAAAGGGAAGGCUGCAUCCUAAUGGAGACCCACUGUUCAUUUAUAGUCAGGCUGUAUAAAACCUUUAAGGACGCAGAGCAUCUAUACAUUUUGACAGAAGCUUGUCUUGGUGGGGACUUAUCCAAUCUACUCAAAGACAAGGGAUAUUUGGACGAAUGCAGCACCAGGUUCUACACAGCUUGUGUUGUUAAGGCCUUGUCCUUUCUACACUGUCGAGGUGUCAUCUACAGGGACGUCAAGCCUGAACAUGUUGUCCUGGAUCAGCAUGGUUAUGCCAAGCUGCUUGGCUCCAGAUGUCUAAAGAGGGUUGAAGUGGGUAAGAAAACCUGGACAUUCUGUGGCACGCUGGGCUACAUGGCACCUGAAAUCAUCUCUAACAAAGGCCACAACAUAGCUGCAGACUUGUGGUCACUGGGUGUUUUUGUUUUUGAACUUCUAAGUGGUAGGCUCCCAUUCGGUGGCUCUGACCCGUUGAAAAUUCUCACUGCAACAAUUCGUGGCAUCGAUCAGGUCGACUUCACAAAAACCAUCAGCAAAAGUGCCUCCAGUCUCAUAAAGAAACUGUGCAGGAGCAAUCCCUCAGAGAGACUGGGCAGUCAGAGAAAUGGGGCCAGGGACAUUCAGAAACACAAAUGGUUUGAAGGAUUCAACUGGGACGGACUCUGUGAAAGAACAUUAACAGCCCCGGUUAUUCCCAAACUCAAGCACCCUUUGGAAAGCAGUUCAUAUGGUUGUUAUACUGAGGAUUCGGUGGAGCUGUGCACAGACUGGGAUGAUUUCUAAUGGAUUUCUGUGACCCGGAAACAAAAUCCUGUCAGACACUACUUCAGGUUUAGUUUCCAUGAAUAAUUGACUUCCCACAGACUUACUGCCAUUAAGAAUUCAUCAUAUUUAAAAAAAAAACAAACAUUUAAUGUAGGUUUUGUUUGAUAAACGAACCAUGCUGCCUGCUGAAUUAAU
This is a messenger RNA of Archocentrus centrarchus (flier cichlid), 2687 nucleotides long. RefSeq names its product protein kinase cGMP-dependent 1, like (gene prkg1l). NCBI's taxonomy places the organism in Eukaryota, Metazoa, Chordata, Actinopteri, Cichliformes, Cichlidae. The coding region runs from base 468 to 2510 and encodes 680 amino acids. The transcript is spliced from 22 exons. Gene Ontology annotation, molecular function: cGMP-dependent protein kinase activity; ATP binding. The record is from RefSeq and is a predicted model, not a curated record. Gene Ontology annotation, biological process: protein phosphorylation.